CCAGGGGCGGACUGACCAUUUGGAAACUCGGGCACUGCCUGAGGGCCCGGGGUCAGUAGGGGGCCCCAUGAGAUGCCCCUGGUACCUUUUUUCAUAGGCUUUUUUGAGUUUGGGCAAGGACACAGGGGCCCCAUGAUCCCCUAUUGCCCAGGGCCCCAUGAGUUGUCAGUCCGCCCCUGCUCAUGCCCUUUAGUGCUGCCUAUCAGUGCCCAUCAGUGCCGCCUAUCAGUGCCCAUCAGUGCUGCCUCAUCAACGCAC
Messenger RNA from Staurois parvus, 258 nucleotides. The record is from the annotation of a GenBank genome assembly. Lineage: Eukaryota; Metazoa; Chordata; Amphibia; Anura; Ranidae.